AUGAGUCAUUCUCCAAUCCAAGAGAAAUAUAACAGAUUUAAUAGCAUUUCAAAUAUUUCUUUGCAACAACUGAAUAAGUCGCUUAACUCUUCUAUUCUCAAGAAUGAUAAAAAUCAUAACAGUGUAUAUAACUUAACAAAUUCAUCUUUCAUAUGCGAUGAUGAUGAUUGUGAUUCAUUUACAUCUCCAUCUUUCACUAAGCAUGUAGAAAACAAAAAUGAUGAAAAACAAGAAAUUAUUAAUGACUUUGGUCUUCAAAAUAACAGUACAAUGUUCUCUUCUCAUGCAAGUAACCCAGAAAUUCAAGAUGAAAUAGAUUUUUAUCUUGAAAAAUUAGACCAAUUUGAUCAACGAGAAGCUGCAGCCCGAGGCAUAUUAACAACGCCUGUUGAUGAUAUAUCGAAAAUAGAAGAAUAUGUUUCCAGAUAUGAAGAAAUGGUUCUAAAGUAUGAAGAAAUGUUAGAAGUUGAUAAGAACGCUGAUUUUGAGCAAAGACUGUUAAAACUCCAAAAUAAUGUAGAUUUUAUUAAUAUAGAUAAUAAGAAAAGAAGAUCUAAAUUAUUAUCUGAAUUAUUCAAACAUAUACUUGAAUCAGACUCUGAAAUUCUUCAAACCUAUAUUGACGAUAUAAAAGAGUGUUUAGAUCUCCUUGAUUCCAUAGAAAUUUUGCAAAAUCUAGUAGAUUUUGAGAAAAGACUAUGCAACUGCUUCCAAAAAGAAUGA
This is a messenger RNA of Trichomonas vaginalis G3, 723 nucleotides long. RefSeq lists its product as uncharacterized. Bases 1 to 723 code for a protein of 240 amino acids. The transcript has a single exon. Lineage: Eukaryota; Parabasalia; Trichomonadida; Trichomonadidae. The record is from RefSeq and is a predicted model, not a curated record.